AUGUUUGGCUACCAUUAUCAAUUAGCUGAUGAAAUUCAGUGGACAUGUACUGUCAUUUGCAAUAUGAUACCCGUUCGUCCAGCCAAACGCUUUCAAUCAUCUGCGAAUGUGAAAUCGGAACGGGUGAGAAAAGGUGGUCUUCUCAAAGGACAAUUCUUGUUUGCACCGGACAUAUGCAUACCUGAAGACGACAUUCUACCCUCUACUUCACUACCACCGCCAGCACCAGUAUCUGAAACUCCAAAGCCAGUGACAUUAACUAAAAAAGUUCUGCAUGAUGAUUCGAGCGAAUCGAUAUCCACUUUACGCCGGAGUAAACGACAAUUAGGUAUCACGAAGUACAAAUCAGCAACGUCAUUCGAUUCGUUUAUUGAAAAUCAAUGUGAAGAUGGCUUGCAAGCUCGUCAUACUGGAACAGUACGAGGACGUGGUGUGUACACAACAAAGAAGUUUUUUCGUAAUGAUUAUAUUGUUGAGUAUGCUGGCGAACUGUUGACACAAAGCGAAGCGAAACAACGCGAGAAUAUCUAUGGGCGUAAUCAUAAUAUCGGUUGCUAUAUGUACUAUUUCAAAUGGGGUGAAAAAGUCUUCUGUGUCGAUGCUACAGAAGAAACGAAUCGAUUGGGUCGUCUGAUCAAUCACAGUCGAAAGAACAGCAAUUGUCAGCCGAAAGUGUUUGUUGUCCGAGAUCAACCACGUCUUAUUUUGGUUGCACUACGUAAUAUUGAGAUAGGUGAAGAAUUAUACUACGAUUACGGCGAACGUCGUAAAGAUAUUGUCGAAGCAUUUCCUUGGCUAAAUGAAUAA
Molecule: messenger RNA, 807 nt
Organism: Adineta ricciae
Lineage: Eukaryota; Metazoa; Rotifera; Eurotatoria; Adinetida; Adinetidae
Source: the annotation of a GenBank genome assembly